AUGUCGAGCAAGUAUGGCGCUCUGAGUCCGCUAGACAGUGUCUACAAGAGGCAUACCAGUGAGAUACCAAGAUAUUUAUCAAAUUAUGCUCUUACGUCGAAUAGGAUUCUUGUAGAAGUUAGAUGGGUGCAACAUUUGGUUAAGCUUGGUAUUACUCCGGUAAAAGAGCUGUCAAGGGAAGUAAAUGAGUUCUUGGAUUCCUUGAAGGAUAUAUCAGAGGAUGGUAUGCGAAUCAUUGAAGAAUUAAACAGUGUUACUCGUCAUGAUGUUAAAGCUGUAGAAUAUUAUAUACGGAAACGUUUUGAGGAAAGUGGUUAUGACGAUCUUAUAUUGUUGAUGCCAUGGAUUCAUAUGUUUUGCACUAGUGAAGAUAUAAACAGCCCAGCACAUAGCACUGGAAUACGUGAUUGUAUGGAUCACCUUAUUAAGCCUUUAAUGUUAAACAUUAUCAACUCAUUAGCCAAGCUAUCGGUUGAGCAUGCGAGCAAACCUAUGCUUUCAAGGACCCAUGGACAACCCGCAUCCCCUACCACAUUUGGGAAGGAGAUGGCAAUUUAUACAUACAGAUUGUCACAACAAUAUAAAAAGUACAUAGACAAGAUUGAGUAUUUUGGAAAGUUUGGAGGAGCAGUAGGGAAUUUUAACGUUCAUUUUGUAGCCUUUCCAGAUUUGGACUGGCCAAGUAUCGCAAAAAGUUUUGUGGAGGAUCUGAACCUUACAUAUCAGCCAUAUUCAACCCAAAUAGAGUGUCAUGAUUAUAUUUCAGAGUUAUCUGAUAGUAUAGCAAGGUUCAAUACAAUUUUAAAGGAUAUGUGCGUGGAUAUGUGGCUCUACCUUUCACAUGAUUUGCUUAAACUAAAAAAUGUAAAGGGUGAAGUUGGUAGCAGUACAAUGCCUCACAAAAUAAAUCCUAUUCAUUUUGAAUGUGCUGAGGGAAAUAUUGGUUUGGCUAAUUCAUUGUUUUCAUUCUUCAGCUCAAAGUUACCUACCAGUAGGAUGCAAAGGGACCUAAGUGACUCAACAGUUCUCAGGAACAUAGGAACUGCAAUGGGUUAUUCUGUGGUCGCCUACAAGUCUAUAAUUACUGCUUUUGAAAGAGUAGACUUUAAUGCUGAAAAGGCUCUCCAGGAGUUAGAAAAUAACUAUGCGGUCUUAUCGGAACCUACUCAGGUUGUUCUCAAGAUGAUGGGACGUUCAGACGCAUUUGAUGCUGUUUUGAAAUUCACAAGAGGAUCGGAAGUCAAUGGUGAAGAAAUGAAAAAGUUUAUCCAAGAGAAUUGCCAACUUAGUCCAGGCAUGUCUGGUAUAACGCCAGCUAGUUUUACGGGAUGUGCCGAGCAAUUUGCCAGAAAUAUCAUUUCAUUUUUACCAAAUAAAUAG
Theileria equi strain WA is the source of this 1380-nucleotide messenger RNA. Its product is annotated as adenylosuccinate lyase, putative. Lineage: Eukaryota; Apicomplexa; Aconoidasida; Piroplasmida; Theileriidae. The record is from RefSeq and is a predicted model, not a curated record. Bases 1 to 1380 code for a protein of 459 amino acids. Gene Ontology annotation, molecular function: N6-(1,2-dicarboxyethyl)AMP AMP-lyase (fumarate-forming) activity. Gene Ontology annotation, biological process: IMP biosynthetic process. The transcript has 9 exons.